UGGCGACCGCGGUGAAAUCAGUAACGGAGAAAGUUUACAACGAGACUGGCCUGUACUAAGUGCGUGUAGCUUCGAGCCCUCGACCCCCCCGGCGUGCCAACUCCCGCUUACGAGUCGGAAGCUCAGCCCCAAAGGCCCUCCCUCUCCCCUGCGGGUCCCAGAGCAGUUUCCCAGGGUUGAGAGCGUCGGUGGCGGCGGCCGAGUCAGAUAACUAUAAACAAAAUUCCACCUCAGAAAAUGUUGGAAUAGCAGUUGCAAGACACAUUGGAUUUGCUGGAUGAAAUACAGUUAAUUUUUGUAACGUACAGCGAAAGCCCAAAUUGUCAGAUUACAUGUGUAAAUCACUGCGUUACUGCUUUAGUCAUUGUCUCUAUUUAGCAAUGACAAGACUGGAAGAAGUAAACAGAGAAGUGAACAUGCAUUCUUCAGUGCGUUAUCUUGGCUAUUUAGCCAGAAUCAAUUUAUUGGUUGCUAUAUGCUUAGGUCUUUACGUAAGAUGGGAAAAAACAGCAAAUUCCUUAAUUUUGGUAAUUUUUAUUCUUGGUCUUUUUGUUCUUGGAAUUGCCAGCAUACUUUAUUACUAUUUUUCAAUGGAAGCAGCAAGUUUAAGUCUCUCCAAUCUUUGGUUUGGAUUUUUGCUUGGCCUGCUAUGUUUUCUUGAUAAUUCGUUCUUUAAAAAUGAUGUGAAAGAAGAAUCAACCAAAUACUUGCUUUUAGCUUCCAUUGUAUUAAGGAUAUUGUGUGCUUUGGUGGAGAGGAUAUCUGGUUAUGUGCGUCACCGACCUACUUUACUAACUACGGUUGAAUUUCUGGAACUUGUUGGUUUUGCCAUUGCCAGCACAAUUAUGUUGGUGGAGAAGUCUGUGAGUGUCAUUUUACUGGUUGUAGCUUUGGCACUGUUAAUCAUUGACCUAAGAAUGAAAUCUUUCUUAGCUAUUCCAAACUUAGUUAUUUUUGCAGUCUUGUUAUUUUUCUCCUCAUUGGAAACUCCUAAAAAUCCAGUUGCCUUUGCGUGUUUUUUUAUUUGUCUGACAAUUGACCCGUUCCUGGAUAUUUAUUUUAGUGGACUUUCAGUGACUGAAAGGUGGAAACCGUUUUUGUACCGUGGAAGAAUUUGCAGAAGACUUUCUGUUAUUUUCACUGGAAUGAUUGAGCUUACAUUUUUUAUUCUCUCAGCAUUUAAACUUAGAGAUACUCACCUCUGGUAUUUUGUAAUACCAGGCUUUUCCAUUUUUGGAAUUUUCUGGAUGAUUUGUCAUAUUAUUUUCCUUUUAACUCUGUGGGGAUUCCAUACCAAGUUAAAUGACUGCCAUAAAGUAUAUUGUACCCACAGGAUAGAUAACAAUAGUCUUGACAGAAUCAUGGCAUCCAAAGGGAUGCGUCAUUUUUGCUUAAUUUCACAGCAGUUGGUGUUUUUUAGUCUUCUUGCAACAGCGAUUUUGGGAGCAGUUUCCUGGCAGCCAGCAAAUGGAGUAUUCUUGAGUAUGUUUCUAAUUGUUUUGCCAUUGGAAUCCAUGGCUCAUGGACUCUUCCAUGAAUUGGGUAAUUGUUUAGGAGGAACAUCUGUUGGAUAUGCUAUUGUGAUUCCCACUAACUUCUGCAGUCCUGAUGGUCAGCCAACACUUCUUCCACCAGAACAUGUACAGGACUUAAAUUUAAGGUCGACUGGCAUGCUCAAUGCCAUCCAAAGAUUUUUUGCUUAUCAUAUGAUUGAGACCUAUGGAUGUGACUAUUCCACAAGUGGACUGUCUCUUGAUACUCUACAUUCCAAACUGAAAGCUUUCCUGGAACUUCGAACUGUGGAUGGACCAAGACAUGACACAUAUGUUUUAUAUUACAGUGGGCACACCCAUGGGACAGGAGAAUGGGCCCUUGCAGGUGGAGACAUUCUACGCCUUGACACCCUUCUAGAAUGGUGGAGAGAAAAGAAUGGUUCCUUCUGUUCCCGACUUAUCAUUGUGCUAGACAGUGAGAAUUCAACCCCCUGGGUGAAGGAAGUGAGAAAAAUCAAUGACCAGUAUAUUGCAGUUCAAGGAGCAGAGAUGACAAAGACAGUAGACAUUGAAGAAGCUGACCCACCACAGCUUGGUGACUUCACAAAAGACUGGGUAGACUACAACUGCAACUCCAACAGUAACAUCUGUUGGACUGAAAAGGGGCGUACAGUGAAAGCAGUAUAUGGUGUGUCAAAACGGUGGAGUGACUACACUUUACACUUGCCAACAGGAAGUGACGUGGCCAAGCAUUGGAUGUUACAUUUUCCUCGUAUUACGUAUCCAGUAGUGCAUUUGGCAAAUUGGUUGUGUGGUCUGAACCUUUUUUGGAUCUGCAAAACUUGUUUUAGGUGCUUGAAAAGAUUAAAAAUGAGUUGGUUUCUUCCUACUGUGCUGGACACAGGACAAGGUUUCAAACUUGUCAAAUCAUAACUUGGAACCCAAAGUAAAAUACUGAGUUUAUACUACCAGUUAUCACUAACUUGCCAUUUUUGUAUAUUAUAUUUUUAUUUGUGGAAAAUACCUUGCUACUUCUGUGGCUGCUCACUUUAUUGUUCUUUAUUGUUCUCAAGUAAUUAUGGUAUAUGUAAGGUGUUGGGAGUAAGCAUUAGUUUAUACUUAAUAAAAUAGGUAGGCAGUCAAAUUUGACUCUGUAAAUAAGAGAUUAAAAAUAACAAUGCACUUUGAGGAAUGUUUGCAUCUGCCUCUGGUUAAAAAGGAAAUACUUGAUGUUCUGCAGUGGCCAAUGAAGAAAUAAUGCCUUAUUUUCUAGGCAUAUACUAGAGAAUAUAGACCAAUGUUUUAAUAGAAGACAACCACCCAUUUGCUUACAGAAGAUUUUUUGUGAAUAGUUUGAGUUCAAGACCAGCUCUAGAAUUAGACACCUGCUUAGAAGAAAAGAAAGAAGUCUGCCUGAAGUGAAUGCAAAAUCUGCUCAUAGUCCAUUCCAUUCAGAUGUGUUGGUUAUGACCUGUUACCAGUGUACCAGAGAACCCCCAACUACUGUUUAGAUCAAAGUAUUCUUUUAUAAGUAACUGUAGAAGACCAGAGCCUCCAAGUUACUCUACCAGACAUUGUUAGGGGCCUUUCAAAGCACUGGCAAUUUUAAAUCUUUCUCAGGGUAACUUAAUGUUUUUUAGUGAACAGUGUUUUCACCAAUAAAUUCCUUCUGAAUAAAUUACCUUUUCAAGAAAUCCUGUUGAAGAAAAUUAGCAAUAUUUUGUUUAUAGGCUGUUUUUCAGUAUUCAAAAAUGAUUUUGACCCCUGUAGAUUAAUGCUGUGCCAUAAAAAUUACUUUUCAAAUCCUCAGUAAUGACUUUUUCCCACAGAAGGUCAUAGAGUUGCAAACAGGUUUUUUUUAAUACAGGUAAUGUAAUACAUUUUUUAAGUUCAUAAUGCCUUAUGUAAGAAGGUAUUCAUUGGCAAUUUAAGCAUAAUGGUAUGGUUGUAAUUUUUAAACUUUAUUCAGUGUUUUGUCCGAAUAAAAUAGGCACUGAUCAAUGUAUCUCCCAAGAGGUCAUGUACCUCCUCUUCCCUUCAGUAAUUCUUAAGUUCUAAACUUUGAUUUCUGAGAAAUAACAAUCUUGAUUUCUGGGAAAUAAGAGGGGAACAGAAUUAAGUUGGGGGAUAAUCUGAGCUUUGUUCUUUAACUGGUGUGACUUCUCACCAUUGAAACCAUUUUAACCCAGCCUUAGUGAGAAAAUAAUGCCUCUGCCACUUUCUACCUGGUGACUUGAAAAUUAAAGUUUCAGUUUGGAAGAAGUCACUUAGAUCAGGGAACUUAUAUACCACUAUCUAUGCAGCAUCAGAUUUGUGUUUUGAAAAUGAUUUUCCUAAUGCUUUGAGUAAGAUGUUGACUUUCCAUGUUAAGGUUCAAAUAACAAUUGAAUAUUUUAUUGUAUUAAAAGAUACAGAAAAAUA
Messenger RNA from Condylura cristata (star-nosed mole), 3914 nucleotides. RefSeq names its product transmembrane protein 168 (gene TMEM168). The record is from RefSeq and is a predicted model, not a curated record. The transcript is spliced from 5 exons. Bases 333 to 2426 code for a protein of 697 amino acids. Lineage: Eukaryota; Metazoa; Chordata; Mammalia; Eulipotyphla; Talpidae.